AUGACUAAUAUUUCUGCUGAAAGAGUAUAUUACGCUGAUACUUACUUAGAUAAAUUAGAAGUCCAGAUAUUAGAAAGAGGAAAAGAUGACAAUGGCAGUUAUGUGAUAUUCGAUAAAACUAUUUUCCAUCCACAAGGAGGUGGGCAACCCAGUGACGAAGGCUACUUAGAAAUAGCAGGUCGACGAUAUCCGGGGGAUAAAGUUAUCCAAGUAAUCGACUGGGCAAAACGACUUCUCUAUUCCCGCUUACAUUCGGCCGGUCAAUUAUUAAGCGAUACCGUUAACCAAAUCUAUCCUGCUUUAAAAGGUAUUCGAGCCAAUCAUUUUCCGGGCGGUCAAGCGUUUGUUAUUUUUGCGGGUGAAAUUCCGGCUGAUAUUGCAGCCAACAAAGAAAAAAUUCGUAACUUGGCUAAUGAACUAGUAAAAAGAAACGUUCCAAUAAAAGUUGAAUACCAUAACCAGUCCCGAAUUAUUAAAAUUAGUAAUUUUUUACCCCAUCCUUGUGGCGGAACGCAUAUCAGCACUACUUCCGAAAUUGGUGAAAUCAUUAUUCGUAAUAUCAAAAAAGAUAAAGAUAAUUUAAGGAUUGGUUAUGAUGUUAAGUAA
Molecule: messenger RNA, 606 nt
Organism: Entrophospora sp. SA101
Lineage: Eukaryota; Fungi; Glomeromycota; Glomeromycetes; Entrophosporales; Entrophosporaceae
Source: the annotation of a GenBank genome assembly